AUGUACGCCUUUGGUUUUGAGCCAUCUAGAUACGCGGCAAGUAUGUGCGAGCAGCUCUUCAAAUACGACUGUGGCCACUUGUAUCGCCGCAUCCUUUGCUGCAACAGGCCACGAGAACAGCAUCUUUCAUCAACGUCCUUCUCCGGCCAGUCUCCAUCCAGCGAAAGCCACUGUCAUGGAACCCAAAGGCUAGAGUGCCGCGCUACUCUAUGCCCAAAGUGCGAGAUGCAGGAGAAAGAUGGCGAUGUGUACUUCAACAGCACGAAGCGGGCCAGCCUCCCUACAGCCCAGGCAAGGACAGAUCCUACACGGCACCAUGGACAGGAGAACUUGGCGGCUACCAGAGUGAGUACCAGUACCGCCGCCAUCAGGCGCACGAAAUCCAAUCCUGCUCUGCUUCCUUCCCAGCAUCUCCGGCGAGUUCAGGGCAUGGACAAUGGCUCGCUGCGCAACGAGUACACUCGUCUUGAAUUGCGCCCAGACAAUACUUUUCAAGCUCAAGAUGAUGGAUUCACUGGAAAUGGCUCACAAUGUACCAAGGAAAUCCGUCUUGAACUAUCCCGGCAUCGUGUUGAUGAGGCUGAUGUGGUCCAACAUGCUGAUAGUAGCCCACUUGAUGGCGAAUACAUUUCUUCUAAACUGGCUCAAAUUGGCAGUUUAAAAGCUUCAAGUCGCCAUAAUAAGCAUAAUCUCUCAUCCAGUAGCAAGCAGGCUUGCCUAAAACCACUCCAAGGCGACGAAUUCAAGCUCGAAGGCAACCAUAAUGCCGGCGAUAGCGGGCAGCCCAACAAGAGUACUUCCCCCAAAGUGCAAGAUACUGGCAAUAAUACAGUCUCCAACCGACAUAAUCCCACCAGGCCUUGUCAGGACAACAGUCUCGGGGCUCGUCGUGGCAAAAAGCUGCGUCUUAAGGACUUCAUCAUGCCAAUACUUGAGCUAGAUUGGUAUACGUCUACAUAUGUUCCAUAUAUGCUGUACUCGCCUUCAAGUGGAACCAGCUUCGCGGAGCUGCUAAACUAUAGCCAAAGCGAAAGUGACGAGCCUCGUAUUCCUGCACCUGAAAUUGUCCGCCCAGAGAUUGUCCGCCCAGAGAAAAAAGCGAGAAGGCGGCUUCAGAAAAUGAGGAGCUUAUAUCAUCAUAUAGAUUCUUCGAACGAGUCGUUCGUCUGCGCACGAGCUCGGGAAGUUGAGAACAACGAACGGUGA
This is a messenger RNA of Trichoderma atroviride IMI 206040, 1206 nucleotides long. RefSeq lists its product as uncharacterized. Lineage: Eukaryota; Fungi; Ascomycota; Sordariomycetes; Hypocreales; Hypocreaceae. The record is from RefSeq and is a predicted model, not a curated record.